Messenger RNA from Drosophila busckii, 1267 nucleotides. RefSeq names its product clavesin-1. Lineage: Eukaryota; Metazoa; Arthropoda; Insecta; Diptera; Drosophilidae. The transcript is spliced from 3 exons. The coding region runs from base 260 to 1261 and encodes 333 amino acids. Gene Ontology annotation, cellular component: membrane. Gene Ontology annotation, molecular function: phosphatidylinositol bisphosphate binding. The record is from RefSeq and is a predicted model, not a curated record.
AGCGCAAUGGUGUGGAGCGUGGCUUAAAUAUGUUUUCAGCUACCGAAAACAGUCAGUUUCGCUCAAGGCGUCAGCACGCUUACAUCGGUUUUGGCUGUGUACCUCGAACGCCAAGUAGAAAGUCAAAACUUGAUUCAGGCAGAUUACAGCGACGCGUCGCAAAAUUUUUUAAUUCGUAUUUAUAUAAUAUUUGCAAGUUGUGAAACUGAUCGCGACUGAACACAAGCCCGUACGAAUCUGUAAAAGAAAUCAAUUAACAAUGCUGGAAACUGAGGUACUUCAACAACCCAAACUGGAUGGCCCUUCAAGUGCCACGGACUACGAGUAUCCCUACUCUUGCUCUCUGAGCCAGGACAUGAAGUUAGUGGCAAAGGAGGAGUUGCAUGAGGACGACAACAUCCGACGACAGGCGCUUGCCCAAUUUCGCGAGUGGAUUGCAAAACAUCCACGUAUUAAGAAGUGCCGAACGGAUGCAGUGUUUCUUCUACGGUUUUUACGCACUAAGAAGUUCUCAGUACCCGCAGCCUGUGAGAUGCUAGAGCGCUACCUAACCAUUCGUCAGCUAUUUCCCCAGUGGUUUCAGCAGCUGGACAUUAAUGACCCAGCAAUAAACGAAAUAUUCGAGGCCGGAUAUUUGGUGCCGUUGCCAGAGCGCGAUUCCAGCGGACGUCAGGUGAUUUUCUCUGUUGCCGGUAGAUUCGAUCCGUACAAAUUCACGUCGGUGCAAAUGGCGCGGGUGCACAGCCUGAUUUGUGAGGCCCUGCUGGACGACGAAGACUCUCAAGUAGCUGGAUACGUAUAUGUGAACGAUGAAAGUGGCAUGAACAUGGGCUUUGUAAGUCUCUGGUCGCUCACUGAUCUCCGAAGCAUAGUGAAAUGUAUCCAGAACUCUACACCCAUGCGCCACAAGGAAACUCACUUUGUCAACAUACCCCACUAUGCAAACCGAAUCAUCGAGCUUGGCGUGUCCAUGCUAAGCGACAAACUUAAGAAGCGUAUUAUUGUGCAUAAAAAUGUAGAUGGCUUGAAGUCCAAACUAGACCCAGCCAUCUUGCCCAAGGAAUACGGUGGCACCAUGCCCAUGGCAGAUAUGAUACGAGAGUUCAAAGUAAAGCUUUUGCAGCGCCGAGCGACCAUUCUUGCCUUGGAUGAUAUGCACAUUGAAGUUAACAAGGAUGCGGCAAAUUUUGCGGGCAGCAAUGAAAUCGGUGAUAUUGAUGCUGGCGUCGUUGGCAGUUUUCGAAAACUCGAAGUCGAUUAAUUCAUU